AUGCUACCGGGUACUUCAUCUGAUCUUGAGCUGAAGAUUUUCUCCCUUGAAGCGCGGCUACGUGACCUGCGUGCGCAAGUCAAGGACUCAUCUUGCCCUAAUACUUCGAUAUCAACAGAUACGAUACCUCAAUUGACAACAGGUAACAUUCCCAACUGUCCUAGGUGCGGAAUGAUAGAUCUAAGUAUAAUCCCAGUAUUUAAUAAUAUAUCGGAUACCAAAACCAUCCGAUAUUCAUCUCUACAUGCUCUUCUCAUUCUCUCCGACUCUGCCCUCCCAUUGGGCUCAUUUGCAUACUCCAGCGGAUUAGAAUCAUAUCUAGCACAUCACAAAACUCCUCGUUCUAACCCCUCGUCAACCUUCAACCACUUUCUCAAGAUCUCUAUUGCUUCAAUCUCAAGUACAUGUCUACCAUAUGUUCUAGCCGGCUACCGACAGCCAGAUACAUUAGAAACCCUGGAUAACGAUCUUGAUGCAUCGACGCUCUGCAUUGUCGCACAGCGAGCCAGCGUGGCGCAGGGGCGCGCAUUAAUUGGUGUCUGGGAACGUUCUCUCCGUGCGAGCUAUGGCAAUCCUCUCACCGCAGAUGCCGGGGCGCAAAUCGCCGUGUCUGCGGUGGAGAAUUUCUCGGAUGCCUUGAAAUCAUCUUCUAGCGAGGUUGAUGAAUAUGAUUUAGGACCUAAUGGCCACCUUGCCCCUCUUUGGGGCGUAGUCUGUCGAGCUAUGGGGCUGGAUCUACAGCAGACGGCAUAUGUCUUUGUUAUGAAUCAUGCCAAGUCGGUUCUUAGCGCCGCAGUGCGCGCAUCGGUCAUGGGUCCGUACCAGGCACAGAAUAUUUUGGCAAGCCAGGUCUUACAGGAUAUGAUCUUGGAGCGCAUUGAACGGGAGUGGAAUACAGCGGUGGAAGAGGCUGGGCAGGUAGUGCCAGCACUAGAUCUAUGGGUUGGACGACAUGAACUUCUCUAUAGUCGGAUCUUUAAUUCAUGA
Molecule: messenger RNA, 987 nt
Organism: Penicillium taxi
Lineage: Eukaryota; Fungi; Ascomycota; Eurotiomycetes; Eurotiales; Aspergillaceae
Product: urease accessory protein UreF
Exons: 1
Coding region: 1-987 (328 amino acids)
Molecular function (GO): nickel cation binding
Source: RefSeq, a predicted model, not a curated record